AUGACAGUAAUCAAUGGUCACGGUGAACUCCCUGCGGUCACGUAUGGCUUCAUCGGCCUUGGCAACAUGGGAUACCGCAUGGCUAAGAAUCUGCGAUCAGAACUCUCAGCUGACUCGGCUCUUGUGGUUUGCGAGGUCGUACAGUCUGUGCUGGACAAGUUUGUGGGUGAGACGAAGGGACUGAUCAGGGUCGCCAAUACCCCCAAGGAGGUUUCCGAGCAGAGCGUAAGCUGCGACAAUGCACCCAUAGAAAUAGGCUCGCUGACAGACAUGAAGGACAUCAUCUUAACUAUGCUGCCAGCGGGGAAACAUGUCAAACAAGUCUUUACCGACCAAUCUAAUGGCCUUCUCUCCAUCUCAAAAUCUUCGAAGCCGAAACUUUUUAUCGAAUGCAGUACUAUUGACGUCCCAACGUCUCUGGAGGUUGCUGAAGCCGUGUCGCAAUCCGCUCUUGGCUCUUUUGCUGAUGUCCCUGUAUCCGGUGGUCCCACCGGUGCCGAAGCAGCUACUCUUACGUUCAUGGCAGGCGGCUCUACAGACGUCAUCGGAAGAGUAAAGCCCAUCGUGAUGACCAUGGGCAAAACAUUUUUCCACUGCGGCGGCGCGGGUGCAGGACUCGCCACUAAGCAGAUCAAUAACUACAUAUCAGGCAUUUGUAUGCUUGGGACUGCGGAAGCAAUGAACUUGGGAAUCCGCUAUGGCCUCGAUCCGAAAGUGCUGGCAGGCGUCAUCAACUCUAGCACCGGGCGAUCGUACAAUAGCAUAGAGCAGAACCCCGUCAAAGGCAUCAGCCCUAAUAGCUCAGCAGAACGAGAUUUUGAGAAUGGCUUUUCCAUCGAGCUUUGCAAGGGCGUUUUGCACAUGGCAAUCAAUUUGGGAGAGAGAGUUGGCGCAAGGCUCCCGCUGAGUCAAGGCCUGAUCGACACUUAUGAGGCGGCGAGCAUGGAUGAUAGGUGUAAGGGCAAAGAUUGCAGAAGUGUGUACAGAUACGCGACAACAAUGUCAUCCUUCCUUCCUCCCCGAGCACCUCAGCAAAACUAUGUCACAAUCUCCGCCCUCCACAGCGGCACCUUGACACUCCCAAGUCACUUGUUUAUCACUCCCACAUCAUCCUCUGCCCGUCGCACCGUCCCCUCAUUGUCAUUCCUAAUACAGCAUCCCUCUCCUCGCACUCUUACAGAGAAUGAUCCACCUCCCACCCGUCUCCUCUUCGACCUCGGACUCCGCAACCCGCUCUCGACAUACCCCUCACCGAUUCAAAAACACCUCGAGACGCGGCACCCAAUAAGCAGCGAUCAUGACGUAGUUCGAAGCCUCAUGCAAGGGGGCUUGAAGCCGGAUGAUGUGGAUUGGAUCAUUCUGAGCCACGUCCACUGGGAUCACAUCGGCACGCCUUCAUUGUUCUCGAAAAGCAACUUCGUAGUGGGUGCUGGGAGUCUGCAAUUGUUGCAAGGCUGCGGAGAUCAGUCAUCGGGCGGACACGCGCAUUUUGAAUCGGAUUUGCUGCCUGAAGAACGCGUCGUGGAAUUGCCUAGCACUGCGACGCUUGGCUCGGCCCCGACAACGAAUGGCGCCACAAACGGGACUGAAAAGAAAGAAGGUUCUACGAGCGCCCAUCUGCGGUCAGCCCGCUGGCAACGCCUGGCGCAUUUCCCGCACGCCAUCGACUUUUUCCACGACGGUAGCCUCUACCUAAUCGACGCGCCGGGCCAUCUUCAAGGGCACACCAACAUUCUUGCGAGAAUCGGGCCGGAAAAGUGGGUCUAUCUGGCCGGUGAUGCAUGCCAUGAUCGGAGGAUUCUUGAAGGGGAGGUUGGUAUUGCGACGUGGGAGAACGAGGAAGGGAAGGUGUGUUGCAUUCACAGUGAUGUCCAUGAGACGGAAAUGACGCUUGAAAGGAUCAGGGUGUUGGGGAAUGCCUCGGAGGAGGUGGAAGUCAUUUUGGCGCAUGAUGUGGAUUGGGCGCAGGACGAGGUGAACGAGGCUAGGUUUUGGCCUGGGACUUUGUAG
Messenger RNA from Letharia lupina, 2010 nucleotides. RefSeq lists its product as uncharacterized. Gene Ontology annotation, molecular function: 3-hydroxyisobutyrate dehydrogenase activity; NAD binding; NADP binding. Lineage: Eukaryota; Fungi; Ascomycota; Lecanoromycetes; Lecanorales; Parmeliaceae. The record is from RefSeq and is a predicted model, not a curated record. The transcript is spliced from 3 exons. Gene Ontology annotation, cellular component: mitochondrion. Gene Ontology annotation, biological process: L-valine catabolic process. The coding region runs from base 1 to 2010 and encodes 669 amino acids.